AUGAACAACGACUCUAACAAGCUUGUGUACACGGCCCUCGGUGCAGCAGCAGCCGGUGCUGCCCUUGCAAUUGGUAUUAUGAAAUUGACUGGAGACGGCAAAAAAGAUGGACAUGAUCAGAACAGAGGACCAUACAACACUCCUCUUGUUUUCAUGAACGAUGCAUCUGAAUCAGGCGACGUACUUUUGAGUCGUCGGGAAAGUGAAGCUAGUCUGCUCCUCCCUCAUAAUCACGAAGAGAAAAUGCGUCGACGUGUAGCAACUCGGUAUUCAAUUGAAGAAGAGAACAAUACUCCUCGUGACUCGGUAACUGUUCGAGUACCAGCAACAUCUGCUAAUGUUGGGCCCGGAUAUGACUGCAUAGGAAUUGCCGUAGAUCUGUGGUCGGAGGUGACUGUCUCGCGUUCUGACACUUUCGAGAUCACUGCAGAAGGCGAAGGAGCGGAUGAUAUGCCUCGUGACGAGUCGAAUUACCUUGUAGUUGGGUGUAGAGCUGCGUUUGACGCUGCUUGUAAACCUCUUCCUACCUUGAAGUAUCAUGUCGUGUCUCGCAUUCCAUACGCAAGAGGACUUGGAAGUUCUUCUGCUGCCAUUGUGGCUGGAAUUGUUGCUGGCUUGGUUCUUGCCGGACAUCGGCUGCCAUGCUGGGGAUCUGAAGCACUAUUGCAAAUUGCUGCUGGUAUAGAGGGCCACCCUGACAAUGUGGCACCAGUUAUUUAUGGUGGUAUUCAAUUGGGCAUUUAUAACGGAACUAGAUGGGCCACGGAAAGGGUACCCUGUCCCUCUGGGAUUCAAAUGGUAAUGUUUAUCCCUGACUUUGUGGGAAAGACUUCGGAUGCUCGCGGGGUAUUGCAAAACACCAUCACGAGAGAAGAAGCUGCUUUUAACAUUGGAAGAGCUGCCUGGCUUGUCCAUGCAUUCUGCACUAACAACUUGGACAACCUGAGAUGGGGCGUCCAGGACAGAAUGCAUCAGCCGCAGAGGGGGGCAAAGUUGUACAAGUAUCUAUAUCCAAUGAUGGCCGCUGCUGAAAGCGCUGGCGCUUGCUGUUCCUACUUGAGUGGUGCGGGACCCACUGUGAUGGCUCUUACUAGUGGUGCCAGUGGUGAUAUCUUUGCACAAAGAGAGAAGGAGCGAACGGACAUUCACGUCGCUAGAGCAAUGAUGAAGGUUGCCAAGGACCAUGGGAUCGAAGGCAAACUUCUUGUUACCAACGUUGUGACAGAAGGUGCUAGAGUUGUGAAGGUUGUGCCACCCUUUAGCACAGGUGGAAUCACGUAUCGUGACAACAUCUAA
Messenger RNA from Cylindrotheca closterium, 1296 nucleotides. The record is from the annotation of a GenBank genome assembly. NCBI's taxonomy places the organism in Eukaryota, Bacillariophyta, Bacillariophyceae, Bacillariales, Bacillariaceae.